Messenger RNA from Sardina pilchardus (European sardine), 4948 nucleotides. It is a transcript of the gene abcc9, whose product is annotated as ATP-binding cassette, sub-family C (CFTR/MRP), member 9. Lineage: Eukaryota; Metazoa; Chordata; Actinopteri; Clupeiformes; Clupeidae. The transcript is spliced from 39 exons. Bases 1 to 4758 code for a protein of 1585 amino acids. Gene Ontology annotation, molecular function: sulfonylurea receptor activity; ATP hydrolysis activity; ABC-type transporter activity. Gene Ontology annotation, cellular component: membrane. Gene Ontology annotation, biological process: potassium ion transport; transmembrane transport. The record is from RefSeq and is a predicted model, not a curated record.
AUGGCCCUCUCCUUCUGCGGAAACGAUGGAAACGACUCAUACAAUGUGGACAAGGGGGUCCUCAACAAUGGCUGCUUUGUGGAUGCACUCAACCUGGUCCCACAUGUCUUCCUACUCUUCAUCACCUUCCCCAUCCUCUUCAUUGGUUGGGGCAGUCAAAGCUCAAAAGUGCAGAUCCACCACAACACCUGGCUCCACUUCCCUGGCCACAACAUGCGCUGGAUCCUCACCUUCACGUUACUCUUUGUCCAUGUGUGUGAGAUCGCAGAGGGCAUCGUCUCCAACCAGACGAUGAUCACCCCUCAUCUCCAUCUGUUCAUGCCGGCCUUCAUCGGCUUUAUCGCGGCCACCACCUCAGUGGUGUACUACCACAACAUCGAGACGGCCAACUUCCCCAAGCUGCUGUUGGCCCUGUUCAUCUACUGGGUGCUGGCCUUCAUCACAAAGACCAUUAAGCUGUGGAAGUUCGUGGAGUCGGAGAAAGGCCCGCAGCACCUGCGCUUCUGUAUCACGGCCAUGCUGGUCAUUCUCUACGGCCUGCUUAUGGCUGUAGAGGUCAAUGUCAUCAGAGUCAGGAAGUACGUUUUCUUCGCCAGCCCCCAGAAGGUGAAGCCGCCGGAGGACCUCCAGGACCUGGGAGUCCGCUUCCUGCAGCCCUUCGUCAACCUGCUGUCCAAGGCCACCUACUGGUGGAUGAACCCCCUCAUCAUGGGUGCCCACAAGCGGCCCAUCGAGCUCAAGAAGAUCGGCAAGCUACCCAUCGCCAUGCGCGCCCUCACCAACUACCUCAGGCUCAAAGACGCCUACGAGGAACAGAGGCAUACGGAGGACCCUGAGAAGGCUCCGUCCAUCUGGAAGUCCAUGUACCGGGCCUUUGGGCGUCCCAUUCUGCUGAGCAGCACGUUCCGUUACCUGGCCGACCUGCUGGGCUUCGCCGGGCCACUCUGCAUCUCCGGCAUCGUCAGCAACCUGGAGAAACGCAACAGCACUGUUGUGGCGGCACCAACACUCGUUGACAACACAAACUCUACUGGGGUCUACUUCAUGGAGUCCACGGAGCUGCUGGAGAACACUCCUGUACUGGCAGUUCUGCUGUUCCUCGCCCUGGUUCUGCAACGGACAUUCUUGCAGGCAUCAUACUACGUUACCAUAGAAACUGGUAUCAAUCUCAGAGGAGCUUUGCUGGCCAUGAUCUACAACAAGAUUCUGCGCCUCUCCACCUCCAACAUGUCCAUGGGCGAGAUGACCCUCGGCCAAAUCAACAACCUGGUUGCUAUAGAAACCAACCAGCUGAUGUGGUUCCUCUUCCUUUGCCCGAACCUCUGGGCCAUGCCUGUCCAGAUCAUCAUGGGGGUGAUACUGCUCUACUACCUGCUAAGGGAGAGUGCUCUCAUCGGGGCGGCUGUCAUUGUCCUGCUGGCACCCAUCCAGUACCUCAUCGCCACCAAGCUGGCUGACACCCAGAAGAGCACACUGGAUUACUCCACGGAGCGUCUGAAGAAGACCACUGAGAUCCUGAAGGGCAUCAAGCUGCUGAAGCUCUAUGCCUGGGAGAACAUCUUCUGCGACAGCGUGGAGGACACACGGGGCAAAGAGCUCACCAGCCUGCGCACCUUCGCCUUCUACACCUCCAUGUCCAUCUUCAUGAACGCGGCCAUUCCCAUAGCUGCCGUGUUAGCGACUUUUGUGACCCAUGCCUACCUGAACGAGGAGAGGCUGAGCCCCUCCAAAGCUUUCGCCUCAUUGGCUCUCUUCCACAUCCUGGUCACGCCCCUCUUUCUCCUCUCGACUGUCGUUCGCUUCGCUGUAAAGGCUCUGGUCAGUGUGCAGAAGCUGGGUGAGUUCCUCCAGAGCGACGAGAUUGGCGAUGACAGCUGGAGAAACGGAGAUAUGUCUGUCUCUCUGGAGUCAUGCAAGAAGCACACAGGAGUGACGAAAGCCUUCAACAGGAAGGAGCCAAGGCGCUACCAGCUGGACAGCUACGGCUAUGAGCAGCCUUCACGCAGACAGCCCCGGCCAGUUGAGACUGAGGACGUCGCAGUCAAAGUGAGCAGUGGCUAUUUCACCUGGGGAAACAACCUGUCCACUCUCUCCAACAUCAACAUCCGCAUUCCAACAGGUCAGCUAACCAUGAUUGUGGGCCAGGUGGGUUGUGGGAAGUCAUCACUUCUCUUGGCUAUGUUGGGGGAGAUGCAGACCAAUCGGGGUAGAGUCUACUGGAGCAAACUCCCUGAGUGUGAGAUGUUCCUCGAGGGGAUUACAAGCAAGAACAGGUACUCUGUGGCCUAUGCUGCGCAGAAGUCUUGGCUGCUCAACGCAACAGUUGAGGAGAACAUCACUUUCGGGAGUCCCUUCAACAAGCAGAGAUAUAAGGCCGUGAUAGAUGCCUGUUCACUGCAGCCAGACAUUGACCUACUGCCCUUUGGAGACCAGACAGAAAUCGGAGAAAGGGGCAUUAACUUAAGUGGAGGACAGAGACAGAGGAUAUGUGUGGCGAGAGCUCUCUAUCAAAACACCAACAUCGUUUUCCUGGACGACCCCUUCUCAGCAUUGGACAUCCACCUGAGUGACCACCUGAUGCAGGAGGGCAUCUUGAAGUUCCUGCAGGACGACAAGCGCACUGUGGUCCUGGUCACACACAAGCUCCAGUACCUCAUACACGCCGACUGGAUCAUCGCCAUGAAGGAUGGCUCUGUCCUAAGAGAGGGCACACUGAAGGACAUCCAGAACAAUGAUGUCGAGCUGUACGAGCACUGGAAGACCCUCAUGAACCGCCAGGACACGGAGCUAGAGAAGGACACGGAGCUGGAGAGCCAGACCACCCUGGAGAGGAAGACCCUGAGGAGAGCUUUCUACUCUCGCGAGGCCAAAAACCAGGUUGAUGACGAGGACGAAGAGGAGGAAGAGGAGGAGGACGAAGACGACAACAUGUCCACCACCACCAGCCGCCGGUCCAAGAUCCCCUGGAAGGUGUGCUGGCGCUACCUGUCCUCCGGCGGCUACUUCAUGGUGUUCAUGAUGGUGUUCUCCAAGCUGCUCAAGCACUCGGUCAUGGUGGCUAUCGACUACUGGCUGGCCUACUGGACCUCCGCCAACAGAUCCGACGGCGCGUCCUACAACAGCACCUCGAACUUCACCCACUCCAACUUGACCACCUACUCCAACUUCACCGAGGACGGAGACAGCUACAACGAGCACCAGUCCUACUACGUGUGGGUGUUCAGUAUCCUGUGCGGGUCGGGGAUCGUCCUCUGCCUCAUCACCUCCCUGACCGUGGAGUUCCUGGGCGUCUCGGCUGCCACCAACCUGCACCACAACCUGCUCAACAAGAUCAUCCACGCGCCACUGAGGUUCUUUGACGUCACACCCCUGGGGCAGAUCUUGAACCGAUUUUCAGCUGACACCAACAUCAUUGAUCAGCAUAUCCCCCCUACGCUGGAGUCUCUGACUCGUUCUACGCUGCUCUGCCUCUCGGCGAUCGGAGUCAUCGCGUUUGUGACCCCGGCCUUCCUCAUCGCCAUGCUACCCAUCACCGUAGGCUUCUACUUCAUCCAGAAGUACUUCCGGGUCGCCUCCAAAGACCUGCAGGACUUGGACGACUCGACCCAGUUGCCUCUGCUCUGCCACUUCUCUGAGACAGCUGAAGGCCUGACGACCAUCCGUGCCUUCAGACAUGAAGCGCGCUUCAAGCAGAGGAUGCUGGAGCUGACGGACACCAACAACACGGCGUAUCUCUUCCUCUCUGCUGCCAACCGCUGGCUGGAGGUCAGAACGGACUACCUUGGUGCUUGGAUCGUCCUGGCUGCUGCAGUGGCCGCCAUACUUACGACUGAGACGAAGUCUGCCCUAGUAGGCUUGGGACUGACCUAUGCCCUGACUGUUACCAACUACCUGAACUGGGUGGUGAGGAAUCUGGCAGACUUGGAAGUGCAAAUGGCCGCGGUCAAGAAAGUCAACAGCUUCCUGAGCACAGAGUCUGAGAACUACGAAGGAACCAUGGAUAAUUCUCAGGUGCCGGAUGACUGGCCCCAGCAGGGGGAGAUUAAGAUCCAGGACCUGUGUGUGCGCUACGACUCCUCGCUCAAACCCGUCCUCAAGCACGUCAGUGCCUACAUCAACCCUGGACAGAAGGUGGGCAUCUGUGGGCGCACGGGCAGUGGGAAGUCCUCCCUCUCGCUGGCUUUCUUCAACCUGGUGGAUGUUUUCCACGGGAAGAUUGUCAUCGACGGCAUUGACAUCUGCAAGCUGCCCCUGCAGACGCUGAGGUCCAGACUCUCCAUCAUCCUCCAAGACCCGGUACUCUUCAGCGGCUCCAUCCGGUUUAACCUGGAUCCAGAGCGCACCUGCACUGAUGACAGACUAUGGGAGGCACUGGAGAUCGCCCAGCUGAAGAACAUGGUCAAAGCACUGCCGGGAGGACUAGAUGGCGUCGUGACCGAGGGAGGGGAGAACUUUAGCGUCGGCCAACGGCAACUCUUCUGCCUGGCCAGAGCCUUCGUCCGCAAGAGCAGCAUCCUCAUCAUGGACGAGGCAACCGCCUCCAUUGACAUGGCAACGGAAAACAUUCUUCAGAAGGUGGUUAUGACGGCAUUUGCUGACAGGACUGUGGUCACCAUUGCACACCUGGUUGCUUCCAUUCUGGAAGCGGAGCAGGUGCUGGUGUUCACCUCGGGGAAUUUGGUGGAGUGUGACAGUGCGGCCAACCUGCUGGCCAAGCAGGACAGCAUCUUCAGUGAGCUUGUGAGGACUCACAAGUAACCCCCCUCGCCCUUUCCCCCUGCGUCUGCCAACGUCACAUACCUUCCUGCCAUUCAGCCACCGCCACACUGCGCUGGACACCCUGCAUCGUGUCCACACCAUCCUGACAGCUGAUCUGGUGAUUGUAAUGAAACGUGGGAACAUCUUGGAGUACGACAAACCAGAGACAUUACUCGAACAGGAAGGCGGC